GAGGAAUAGAGGACCCCCCAGGCGCUCGCGCGUGUGUAUGGUUGAGUCGGUUGAACAACCAAAAAAAAAAAACAAGUCCCGAGAAAACCUGGGAGACACUCCCAAAUUUUUAGUGAUUUAAAACAGCCAUAUGUGCAUAGGGCCACAUGGAAGCCAGAGCCAGACAUCUUUACCUCUAAGGUUGCUUGACAGACAAGUUUUACUUAUGUUUACUUGAGAAAUAGCAGAGAAAGACAAGUUUAAUGCACUUGACUGCUGAGCCAUAGGAAUUGAAACAAAGUGCAGGUAGAAGAGAGAACGCACUGAGGGCAGUUUGAAGAUUUAGCUUGAUAAUAAAAGACAGCCUCAGCUGUUUGUGUCAUAUCAUGUCUCAGUUUUUAUUCUACACAUUCCCAAAUUUAUAGCCAGGAUUUUAUAGCCAGGGAUUUGAUCAUUUUGUGCUUGUGUCACUGGAAACAUUUAUUUGUUGUACCUUUUCUUUCACAUGCCGUGUGGAAGAAGUCUAGUUUGCUUAAAUGGAGAAUUUCAGCAUCAAAAGGGCAAAUUGUAGAGGACGCCAUUACCUCAGCAUCAACUGCAAAAUAGCCUAGCCUAGCUCAGCUGAGCCCUGCUGGCCAGUCCGUGACUCCUCCUUCCCCUUCCCUCUUCUCCUGCAUCCCACAUAGUGCCCCUCCACCCCCCGUCUCUUUCAAGUGAGCUAUAAUGGCAUCGGUGCGCUUCACCGUGACGCCCACAAAGGCGGAGGACCUCCCAGGGGGGUCAGACCUGUCACCUGACAUCAGCCUGCGCUCCGGUUCCCGUGUGCGCUUUGAGUCAGACAGCGCCAACCGAAGUGACCCACUAAGCGAAGUUUCUGGAGGUGUGACGACGACUUCUGCAGGAGGAGGGGCUGACACCCCGGAUCACAGCAGCAUAGACCAAGGUGAGGGAAAUUCGAAAACCUCCAGUGUGUACAUCAACAGCAAUCAUCAGGUGGACGAUGACGACUUCUACGACAAAAACCUGGCCUUGUUUGAGGAGGAGAUGGACACUCGGCCGAAGGUGUCCUCUCUCCUCAGCCGCCUGGUCAACUACACCAACCUGACUCAGGGGGCCAAAGAGCAUGAAGAGGCCGAGAGCAUCGGCGAGAAAAAGAAACCCAGCAAGUCGCCACAGAUGGGGACGCUGAUGGGCGUGUACCUGCCUUGUCUGCAGAACAUCUUCGGCGUCAUCUUGUUCCUGCGGUUGACCUGGGUGGUGGGAACUGCCGGCGUGCUGCAGGCCUUCUGUAUUGUUCUUAUGUGCUGUUGCUGUACAAUGUUGACCGCCAUAUCAAUGAGCGCAAUCGCAACCAAUGGAGUCGUACCAGCGGGAGGUUCCUACUUCAUGAUCAGCCGCUCUUUGGGUCCAGAGUUUGGGGGGGCGGUAGGCCUGUGCUUCUACUUGGGCACAACCUUCGCUGGAGCCAUGUACAUCCUGGGAGCUGUCGAGAUCCUUCUGAUGUACAUUGCACCCAGAGUAGCGAUCUUUGAAGGUGAAGGAGCAGCCAUGUUGAACAACAUGAGGAUAUAUGGCUCCAUCUUUCUCCUCUUCAUGGCCUUGCUGGUUUUCGUGGGGGUCAAGUACGUCAACAAACUGGCCUCCGUCUUCUUGGCCUGUGUCAUCAUCUCCAUUUUAUCCAUCUAUGUCGGAGCGCUGGUUUCUGCCUUCAGCGUGCCGGAUUUUCCCGUAUGCAUGCUGGGAAACAGAACUAUCAACGCCCAUGAUGUUGUUGACAACCACUGUAGUAAAACUGUCCUGGUUAAAGUUCCAGCUGAGAAAUUAGAAAGCAACUUCACGAUUAACGAAAACAGCACAGAGGGCCCCACUUUUGACCCCAGCCAUGUCCCAGAGGUGAUGGUGGAGAAGACCACACAUCUUUGGAAGUUAUUUUGCCAUAACUCACAGCUCAACACCACCUGUGACGAAUACUUCACUUCAAACAACUUCUCUGAGAUUAAAGGGAUCCCCGGACUGACUAGUGGGGCCAUAUCAGAGAACCUGUGGAGUACAUACCUCCACAAAGGGGAUGUUUUGGAGAAAAGAUCCCUCCACACCUCUCAAGUUGCACACCCAGCCUCUGAUCGCUAUCCGUACGUGUUUGCUGACAUCACCACCUCCUUCACAGUGCUCGUGGGCAUCUUCUUCCCCUCAGUCACAGGAAUCAUGGCCGGCUCCAACCGGUCGGGGGAUUUAAAAGAUGCUCAGCGCUCCAUCCCCAUCGGAACCAUCCUCGCCAUCCUCACCACCUCUUUAGUCUAUCUGAGCAAUGUCGUGUUGUUUGGAGCCUGCAUCGAGGGGGUGGUCCUCAGAGACAAGUUUGGAGAUUCAGUUAAAGGCAAUCUGGUGGUGGGGACUUUGGCUUGGCCCUCGCCGUGGGUCAUUGUGAUCGGGUCCUUCUUCUCCACAUGUGGCGCAGGCCUCCAGUCUUUGACUGGCGCUCCACGACUCCUGCAGGCCAUAGCCAAAGACAACAUCAUCCCCUUCCUCCGGGUGUUUGGCCACGGGAAAGCUAACGGGGAACCUACGUGGGCUCUGCUGCUGACAGCUCUGAUAGCUGAGCUGGGGAUUCUCAUCGCAUCUCUGGACAUGGUGGCUCCUAUUCUGACAAUGUUCUUCCUCAUGUGUUACCUGUUUGUGAACCUGGCCUGUGCCCUUCAGACCCUCCUGAGGACACCCAACUGGAGGCCUCGCUUCUCAUACUACCACUGGAGCUUGUCCUUUCUGGGGAUGACUUUCUGCCUGGCGCUCAUGUUCAUAUCCUCUUGGUACUACGCAAUCGUUGCCAUGGUGAUUGCCGGGAUGAUCUACAAGUACAUUGAGUAUCAAGGGGCAGAGAAGGAGUGGGGAGAUGGGAUCCGUGGUCUGUCACUCAGCGCUGCCCGUUAUGCUCUGCUGAGGCUGGAAGAAGGACCACCGCAUACUAAAAACUGGAGGCCUCAGCUUUUGGUGUUACUAAAACUGGACGAAGACGCCCACGUUAAGUCUCCUCGGCUCCUGACGUUUGCCAGCCAGCUAAAGGCGGGAAAAGGCCUGACCAUUGUUGGCACUGUUGUCCCCGGGAACUACCUGCAGAGCUAUGGAGAGGCGCUCGCUGCUGAGCAGACUCUGAAGCACCUGAUGGAUAAGGAGCGCGUGAAGGGCUUCUGCCAGUGCAUCGUGGCUCAAAAGCCACGUGAUGGGAUCAGCCACAUGAUCCAGUCGAGUGGCCUGGGAGGAAUGAAACCCAACACUGUGGUGAUGGGCUGGCCUCACGCCUGGAGGCAAAGCGAGGACCCACAGUCCUGGAAGACCUUCAUCAACACAGUGCGGGUGACCACAGCGGCCCACCUUGCGCUUCUGGUGCCCAAAAACAUCUCCCUGUUCCCUAGCAACUCCGAGCCCUGCACAGAGGGCUACAUCGAUGUGUGGUGGAUCGUCCAUGACGGCGGGAUGCUGAUGCUUCUGCCUUUCCUCCUGCGACAACACAAGGUGUGGCGCAAGUGUUCAAUGCGAAUCUUCACAGUGGCCCAGAUGGAGGAUAAUUCCAUCCAGAUGAAGAAGGAUUUGUUAACCUUCACCUAUCAGCUACGCAUCGAUGCUGAGGUGGAAGUAGUGGAGAUGCACGACAGUGACAUCAGUGCAUAUACCUAUGAGAGGACGCUGAUGAUGGAGCAGAGGUGUCAGAUGCUCAGACAGAUGCGACUGUCUAAAUCUGAUCGGGACAGAGAGAGGGUACGCUGGAGUUUUGAUGAUGCGUAUCUUUCCCCCAGGUACAAAAGUCCUGGACCCUUCACGCCAAACACCUCCAGAGGAGACAGAGACAGACAGGCCCAGCUGGUGAAGGAUCGUAACUCCAUGCUGCGUCUGACGAGCAUCGGCUCAGACGACGAAGAUGACACAGACGGCGGCGAGCGAGACCGGGCGGGGAGCGGCGGCGGCGGCAGCUCUGAGCACCACCGCCGCAUUCAGAUGACCUGGACCAAAGAGAAGACCACACAAUACAGAGCGACGCACUCGGGCUGCUCCACCCCCGAGGGCUUCAGGGACAUGCUGAGCAUCAGGCCGGACCACUCCAACGUCAGGCGAAUGCACACCGCCGUCAAACUCAACGAGGUCAUCGUCAACAGAUCCCACGACGCCCGGAUCGUCCUGCUCAACAUGCCUGGACCUCCCAGGAACACCGAAGGAGAUGAGAACUACAUGGAGUUCCUGGAGGUCCUGACAGAAGGAUUGGAGCGUGUACUGUUGGUGAGAGGCGGAGGAAGUGAAGUCAUCACCAUCUACUCCUGAUUAGACAAACACAGGAAGCCAGCAUCAAGCAAGCAGCCAGUCAUGCAGGAGAGAGCAGAGUGAAGACGAUGGGAUCUAGGGAACCUGAAAAAGAGCGAGCCGGUGACUGUCGAUUGUCACACUUCCCUGUCGUGGCGCUGGUUUCCACCCCACAUGCUGUCAAAGCUACAAAAAUGCCAACACAAUUCCAAUAAGGAGCAGAAACAAAAAUAAUAACAAGCUGUGUGUGUGUGUGUGUGUUUGUUUAUGUUUGACUCACCCACCCGAGGGUCCUCUGACUCGAUGAGGAAGGGAGCACUGUGGUGUUAGGAGCGAUUGCAUUUGGAGGGGCGGACCACAGAGGCUAACGGUGAGAGGCUGCGGAGCGGCCGACCCGCUGAUGAGACUCAGGGUUGCUUUUUGUACAGAAUGUAAUUUGGAAGCAGACAGCAGUUUUCUGUCAGAAUAGAGUAUGGUUUUCUUUUUGUUGCUUCUCACAAACACAUCUGUUUACUCUUA
Molecule: messenger RNA, 4788 nt
Organism: Neolamprologus brichardi
Lineage: Eukaryota; Metazoa; Chordata; Actinopteri; Cichliformes; Cichlidae
Source: RefSeq, a predicted model, not a curated record